This is a messenger RNA of Solea solea (common sole), 2931 nucleotides long. Its product is annotated as sodium-coupled neutral amino acid transporter 3-like. Lineage: Eukaryota; Metazoa; Chordata; Actinopteri; Pleuronectiformes; Soleidae. Gene Ontology annotation, biological process: glycine transport; L-glutamine transport; L-histidine transmembrane transport. The transcript has 17 exons. The record is from RefSeq and is a predicted model, not a curated record. Bases 297 to 1727 code for a protein of 476 amino acids. Gene Ontology annotation, molecular function: glycine transmembrane transporter activity; L-glutamine transmembrane transporter activity.
CGUGGACAUGAAUCAACAAGCAGGUUUUUAACAUUUACCCUGUGACAUCUGACUAGACUGAAAACAUCCGUCUGUCUGGACGUUGCCAGAGGAUCUCUGAAGAGACUACUAAGAGCUCAGCUGUAUACAAACAUUGGAGUCAGAAAAUUUGAGCUGAUUUGUAAAAGGAAUUGUUCUACCAGAAUACCAAGAACAGACAACGAGGUCCUUUCUUUACCCAGAGGAAAACACAAGAAGAGGAUUCUUUCCAUUCAGCAAAAGGCAGUUAUUUAAAAGUGUCUCAAGCGGGAACCAAAAUGGAGCUUGAGAAGAUUAAUGGUCAUGUCAAGGAGGACGGGUUUGACGGACUUGAUGCCAUGGCAGAACAUGAAGAAUUUCUGCCACAUAAAGAAGGCACAAAGAAAGAAAUCCACUUUACAGAUUUUGAGGGAAAGACUUCAUUUGGCAUGUCCGUCUUCAACCUCAGUAACGCCAUUAUGGGCAGUGGAAUUCUGGGAUUGGCUUUUGCGAUGUCCAACACUGGACUCAUUCUCUUUAUUAUCCUGUUGGUGUUCAUUGCCAUUCUCUCUGCAUAUUCGAUUCACCUCCUGUUGAGAAGUGCUGGAGUUGUUGGGAUCCGGGCUUAUGAGCAGCUUGGAAAUCGUGCUUUUGGCCCUCCAGGAAAAGUUGUUGCUGGCGUUGUUAUUACGAUACACAAUAUUGGAGCAAUGUCCAGCUAUCUCUUCAUCAUCAAAUCUGAGCUCCCACUCGUUAUCCAAGCUUUUCUUGAAAAUGACGAAAGCAGUGGAGAGUGGUACUUGAAUGGAAACUUCUUGAUCAUCAUUGUUAGCGCUUUCAUCAUCCUUCCUCUUGCACUCAUGAAACAACUUGGUUACCUUGGCUAUACAAGUGGCUUCUCCCUCUCUUGCAUGGUGUUUUUCCUCAUUUCGGUUAUCUACAAGAAGUUCAACAUUGCGUGUCCGCUGGAGGACACGCAGAAUAACACGUCUGGUUAUGAUGAUCACCACCAUGGCGUAAACUUGACAGACGACUUCUGCGAGGCUAAAAUGUUUACCAUCAACUCACAGACCGCUUACACCAUCCCAAUUCUGGCCUUUGCUUUUGUCUGCCACCCAGAGGUGCUGCCAAUCUACACUGAAUUACGAGAUGCCACCAAGAAACGUAUGCAGGGUGUUGCCAACAUCUCCAUCUUGGCCAUGUUUUUCAUGUACCUAAUGACUGCCGUCUUCGGUUACCUCACCUUUUAUGGUGGUGUGGAGUCAGAGCUGCUACACACCUACAGCCGCCUGGGCCCCCGGGAUGUCCUCAUUCUCUGUGUGCGUCUGGCUGUGCUGGUGGCCGUCACGCUGACCGUCCCUGUGGUUCUGUUUCCGAUCCGCAGAGCUUUGCUGCAGAUCUUGUUCCCUGACAAACCUUUCCACUGGGCCAGACACAUCUUAAUUGCGUUUUGUCUUAUCUUCUUGGUCAACCUCCUUGUUAUCUUUGUGCCCAGCAUCCGUGACAUCUUUGGCAUCAUUGGAGCCACAUCUGCCCCUUCCCUCAUCUUCAUCCUACCUGGUAUCUUCUACGUCCGUAUUGUUCCGAAUGAACAGGAGCCUUUAAUGUCCAGACCCAAGAUUCAGGCUGCGUGCUUUGCUGCACUGGGAUUCAUCUUUAUGGUCAUGAGUUUGUCAUUUAUCAUCACUGACUGGGUGAGUGGAGAGUCUAGAAGCGGAGGUGGGCACUAACUCCCAUGACUGAACAGAGAAACUGAAUGAGGAAAAGAAUGUCAACUAAAGCUCCCUGCCAUUAAAUUACCCCGAAUGUGCUGAGAUCUCAUCCAAAGCCAGGUUUGGCCACACGUGAUGAAAGAUAUGUGAAGGACCUUUGCCUACUAAAAAAAAAAUAAAAGUGAUAGGGCAGUAAGGUCCGAAAAAUGGAGGAGAAAACAAAGAUGCAUGAGAAUACAAAACAAUGUGUCACUGGUUGCAGCAAGGAUACUAUUUGGAUUCAUGUAAAAGCCCAGAAAGAAGUAACAGCAAUAAGGAUGAAUGGGAACUGUGUGACUCAAAUGGAAAUCCCAUUUUAGAGUUUGGAAAUCCCACUUUAGUGUAUGGAUAUAUAGAGUUUCCACAAAAGCUCAGUCAUUCCUAAACUACUUCCAGUCUACUUCCCUACAAUUUCAGAUUUUUCAUGAUAGCAAUUUGAUGAGGGAUUUAGGAGCUUGCUUUUUUUUUUUUUAUGAAACAAAAUGAGACAUUUUAGUUUUGUUUUUUUUAUCUGUUGCUGUUUCAAUGUAUAUUAAUGACAUUUAGACAUGUCCAAAUUCUAAAUUUCCCUAAACUUCCACGGAUUCAGCUAAAUGCAGCCAUCAAGGGUUAGUCUGCAGCUCCACACUAACCAUUCCUGUCUAUCGAAAUACAACUCACAGUAGCUUGUACAUGGAACUGACUUAAUAAUGUGUUUAUAAUGUGAUAUGUUCUUUAAAUAUAUUAUGGCAUUUAACUAUUGUAUAGGUUAUUGUCAUCACAGUUGGGUCUGAGGCGAUCUUUUAUGGGUGAUCCAACAGAUACGGUGCUGUUUGUGGAGGUUUUGCUGCUAUUAAUGAAGGUCAAACACAGUUACUGAAAAUCACAUGCAUAGCAAAGACAAACAAAGUGGUUUGUACAAUUUCCAAGUCUCAAAUGUGUCCCUAAAGACAGCAUAGCUGCAAACCAAAUAUAUUUAUUGUGUCAUAUUAAAAUGGGUAAAAACCACACUAUUUUUAAAAAAUCCUGUUCUGCAAAGUCCAGUUACAAAUUCAGGGUUAAACACACACUGUGUUUUUAUGGUGAAUAAUGACCCAUGAAUUUAAGUUAGUGAUCUUUUUUUUGUCUUGAAGAUUUGCUUUAAAUCCUCUUUAUUGUUAAGUUAAUUUGAAUGUUGUCAAUAAAAUGUCUUUGUACAAACAAA